AUGUACCGUAUAAUUAAGCUGGCCGAUUGCGAUUAUUUGUGCAUUGUUUGGCGGUGGGGCAAUAAUGAACCUGUGCAGGCCUACCGAUUAAACACAGUCACUUAUGGGACGAAGAGCGCAUCGUACUUGGUGACAAAGUGCCUGCAACAAUUAUUGGAAUCGUACAGACAGCAGUAUCCGACAGCGGUUGGGAAAGCAGAAAGGGGCACCUACGUCGACGACGUGUUGUUGGGAGCUGACUCCGAAGAAGAAGCAGUCAGCUCAACGCACAAGAUCUUUCAGCCCACAAAGCGGACCAUGCUUCCGCAAAUCGCCAGCAUUUUCGACCCCCUAGGCUUACUAGCCCCGAUAGUCAUCAAAGCGAAAAUGAUCAUGCAGCAACUGUGGGAGCUGAAGGUGGACUGGGACGAAACACCCCCGGGUGAGUUGGUUCAAAAUUGGUUAGUAUUUGUGCAAAGCCUUUCCGAUCUGAAUUCAUUACAGGUACCACGUCGAGUGAUUGGUAUGCGUCAAGCCUCUCGCGUCUAUCUGCACGGCUUCAGUGAUGCAUCCGAGCGAGCCAUGGAUGCUUGCCUCUACAUUCGGGCCAUCGGUGGUUGCGGCAAUACAUCGUCGCACUUGCUGUGUGCGAAAUCCAAGAAAGCACCGAUUGGGAAUGGACGAACAACAUUACCCCGCUUGGAGUUGUGUGCGGCAGUGACUCUGUCCCGGCUGAUAGCGAAUGUGAUGAAGGCAAACUCUAUACAUUUCCAUGAAGUGCGGGCUUUUUCGGAUUCAACUGUUGCACUGGCAUGGAUUCACGGAGGAGCUUCGAGAUGGAAAACAUUUGUUGCCAACCGGGUGGCAGAAAUCACUACGAUCCUACCUGCAAUCAAUUGGCAUCAUGUAGAUACACACAGCAACCCAGCCGAUGUAAUCUCACGUGGUGCUCUGCCAGAGCAAUCGAUCAACAAUUCCCUUGGGUGGCAUGAACCAGGCUGGAUCAGGUCACUCAACACCGACGAAGUUACACUCACUUGUGCUCUUGACGCCACUCAACAACGACAAGUGAAAAGAGAGCAACGAUCGACUGCCGUGGCGUGUUUGGUUGUAUACAAAAACCAAUUUAUCGACGACAUGCUAGCCCGAUACUACCCAAAUUUACAGCUUCUUUUGCGUAUCACAGCGCGAAUGCUACGUUUCUCCCAUCGAGAGCAGAGAGUAUCAAAUCGCCUUAUGCCCCAAGAGAUUGAGAAUGCCAUGGAAGUCUAUAUACGACACGUGCAGAAUCAACAUUACCAACAAGAGAUCAAUCGCCUAGAACGCAAAGGUGAAGUAAAUCGUAGCAGCUCUCUUCGCCAGUUGAAGCCUUAUCUGGAUGAAUGA
Molecule: messenger RNA, 1365 nt
Organism: Wyeomyia smithii (pitcher-plant mosquito)
Lineage: Eukaryota; Metazoa; Arthropoda; Insecta; Diptera; Culicidae
Exons: 1
Coding region: 1-1365 (454 amino acids)
Source: RefSeq, a predicted model, not a curated record